ACUAUCUUGGUUACCUUACACGAUUACCCUCAACCCCCCAAAUUACAGAAACCCUAAAUAGGAUUUCAAGUUCCAACGACGCCCAAAAAUGGACUUUUCAUGGCGCCGGCGGUACCGCCGCUACGGACGGACGAAUGCGGUGGACGACAGGAUCGUCCGUGCGGUUGAGCACGACCUCCAUCUCCUCCACCGCUCGGAAUCCAACUUCUCCAUCUUAGGCGCUACGGGGAAUGUAUACACUGUGCGCCUAUCCACUACGCCUUCGUGCACGUGCCCUGAUUUGAUCAGACCUUGUAAGCACAUACUGUUUGUGCUGAUCCGAGUCCUUGGGGUCUAUGCCGAGGACGAGUCUAUUCGGGGAACGACGUUACGGCAGUCCCUGGUCAGUUGCCUACUUGGCACGCCUACGCUGCCGGAGGCAUUAGCACGGAAGGAUGUUCGGAAGACUUUUCAUGCAUUGAGUUCUGAAGCGAAAAAUAAAAAGCGGCCAAGGUCUGAAGCGGAGGUGGAGAUUCCUGAAGGGACGGUUUGUCCGGUUUGUUUGGAUGAGAUGGAAAAAGGAGAUAAAGCAGUGGCUUGUGAGAAGUGUAAGAAUUUGCUUCAUGAGGAGUGUUUCUCGAAGUGGAAGAGGAGUAGAGGAAGCAACGCCGUCACUUGUGUCAUAUGCCGUGCUCGGUGGACGUCGGAGGAGGAUAAGUAUGUGUAUUUGGACGCCUAUGUUCGCGAGGAAAGCGGCGAUGAAGAUAGCGAGGAUAGCAUGUUUGGUGACGACGACGAUGGCUACAGCGACAGCGACAGCGACGAUGAAAGACGUGGCAAGUAGUUAGAUUUUAUUUUCUUUUUGUAAAUAUAAUGUCCAUGUUAGCCCUAGCAUCUUUGGAUUCGGAUUUUGAUUUUGGAGUUGGCUGUAUUGUCAUCAACAAACAAAAAAAUCGUUGCUUGGUUGCUUGGUU
Molecule: messenger RNA, 953 nt
Organism: Tripterygium wilfordii
Lineage: Eukaryota; Viridiplantae; Streptophyta; Magnoliopsida; Celastrales; Celastraceae
Product: mitogen-activated protein kinase kinase kinase 1-like
Exons: 1
Coding region: 89-823 (244 amino acids)
Molecular function (GO): ubiquitin protein ligase activity; zinc ion binding
Source: RefSeq, a predicted model, not a curated record